UCUGUGACGAAGAGAGUGACCGGGCCUGGCUCCCCGCACUUAUUUGCCCAGUACUCCGGUGGCCCCCCUCCCCCUCUUCCUCCAUGUGGGGCCCAGGUUGGGCUCUCGGCUUCUUCUUCUUCUUCUUCUUCUUCUUCUUCUUCUUCUUCUUCUUCUUCUUCUUCUUCUUCUUCUUCUCCUCCUCCUCCUCCUCCUUCUCCUCCUUCUCCUUCUCCUAUGGCCCGGAAAACAGUUAGCAGGAAACGGAAAGCGGCAACGGCUGCCGCCGGGGAGAUCCAGGGGGAGCAGUAUGGGUGGGAUCACUCAGUUCACAAAAGGAAAAGACUCCUCCAGGUGAAAAGGUCUGUGGUGUACUACCUGAAAGGUAGAGAGGUCAGGAUGCAGAAUGAGUCCAGCUAUCACCGCUUGUUGCAUGGAUAUGCUGCCCAGCAGCUUCCCAGCCUCUUGAAGGAGAGAGAAUUUCACCUUGGAAUCCUUAAUAAAGUAUUUGCCUCCCAGUGGCUGAACCAUCGGCAAGUGGUGUGUGGGACAAAAUGCAACACAUUAUAUGUAAUAGAUGUCCAGACUGGUCAAAUUACCAAGAUCCCUGUUCUGAAAGAUCGUGAACCUGGCAUGGUGAACCAGCAGGGAUGUGGUAUUCAUGCCGUUGAGCUCAACCCCUCAAGGACCUUUCUGGCCACAGGUGGAGACAACCCCAACAGUCUUGCAAUUUAUCGUCUGCCUACACUUGACCCUUUGUGUGUGGGAGAUGAUGGACAUAAGGACUGGAUAUUUUCAAUUGCGUGGAUAAGUGAUACUAUGGCUGUUUCUGGUUCCCGGGAUGGUUCGAUGGGUCUCUGGGAAGUCACAGAGGAUGUGUUGUCCAAAAGUGAUGCCAGGCAUAAUCUCUCUCAAGUUCCUGUCUAUGCCCACAUAACACACAGGACUCUGAAGGAUAUUCCUAAGGAGAACACCAGUCCUGACAACUGCAAAGUCCGAGCACUGGCUUUCAACAAUAAGAACAAGGAGCUGGGAGCUGUGUCCUUGGAUGGGUAUUUUCAUCUUUGGAAAGCAGAACACACACUAUCAAAGUUACUUUCCACAAAGUUGCCAUACUGCAGAGAGAAUGUGUGUUUGUCUUAUGGUCAGGAGUGGUCAGUGUAUGCAGUAGGAUCACAGGCACAUGUCUCCUUUCUGGAUCCAAGGCAGCCUUCUCACAAUGUUACAUCCGUCUGUUCCAAAGAACGAGGCAGCGGUAUUCGAUCGGUGAGCUUCUACGAGCACAUUAUCACAGUGGGAACGGGGCAAGGUUCCCUACUGUUUUACGAUAUCCGAGCCCAGAGGUUCCUGGAUGAAAAGUCCCCACGUGCCUGCUAUGGACAGAAGCAGAAAUUAGGAGGAAGUGAAAUUUUAAAGUUGACUGCUGGGAAAGGUUGGCUGGUAUCAGCUUGCACAACUGGAGUUUGUAUAGGCUAUUCUGCGGUGUGGCUAUUUCAGGAUGACAUGACAUUGAGGGACUGCAGAGGUGCUGAGAAGAAAUGGGGGCAAGGGACAUGAGUGUUCUUGUCCUUCAAAAUGAACUAAAUCUAUCAGUUUUCCAGAUAAACCAAGAUUCCUUAGUAUGCUGCUGUGGUAGCUCAUGGGUUCUUCAUAAACUGCCUAAAACCCAGGACCUCUUUUUGUCCCAGGUUGUAGAAACUUUUCCCAUUUUAGCUGUUCUGGUUGGCCAUCUCUAAUAUGCCAGUGGAAUAAAUAAACUGGGUUUUUUUUCUCUGAGGUUAAAGAGUGCAUCUUGGACUUGUCUAAUGCAAGCUGGAAGCUUUCUAUGUAGCAAGAUAACUUGCUGUUAGCUCAUAUUGAGCUAGCAGCAUCUGUUGUCAUCUUGCUUGCUGUAGGAGAGGAGAGGCUCAGGUUUUCCUCGAAUCCCCUGCUACCUUCUGCAAUCAAACUCCCACAAACUUCACGUGGGACUGGGUGGGGAGAAUAGAUCCAAUGCCCUUAAGGUCCAGCCAUGAAGUGUGUGCAUUACAGGGUGAUAAUCUUACCUAAUACUCACUAAAAUGCAGUACUCAAGGGUGCUCCUCCUAGCCUUUUGGCAGGCACCAAGCUUGGCUCGUUACUGACACCUCUGUCCUCUGCUGGGAUGAAUGCCUUUCCCAUGCCCUUAUCACCAGUGGAGCAGUGUGCCUGUAUCUCACUACUUUAGUGCCAAAUAGGUAGUUGGCUGAAGCUGAGAAUGACAAAACUGGGACAAGCUCUGUUCUUCUGUGUCUGCUGGAGAUAACAGCCACUGCUAUAGAGUAGCUCUAGUCCCAUAUGUGGUUCCUGCCAGAUUGCCUAGAGCUAGUCUGUAUGUGUCUUUGUGGUCCCUCUCAUCUUUGUACUCUAUAUCUUCAUCAGCAAUGCCAAGCAGUGAGACUUGGGCUUAAUUUCUGGUUGGUAGUGGACACGGAUGAAAAUCCUGCAAGGAAUGCAGUUCCCUCCCAUCCUGGUGAAAAUCCUGUUAAGAGGUCUCCCAGACAUGCACCUGUCUCAGAAGUAUAGUUUACACUGAGCACUGACAUGGGUACUUCACAAACAGAUCUUUUUGUGGUGUUUCAUAAUUCUACUUUCCUUGUGGGUUGAUUGCUUAAACUGAAUCAGUUCAUGGUGAAAUUAUAAACUCUGGAGUAGCAAAGGAGCUCUCAUAUUUUAUUUAGAGUUGUUUAUUGUUUUUUAAAGAUGUGAUGGUGCCUGUGUUGUUCUAUGAUGGCAACUUACUGCUUUGGUUAUUUUAGGGGUUUUGAAAAGAGGAAGUAUACAGAGAAAAACAAAUCUUGGUGAAGUAUGGCAGGAUGUGUAUUUCUAGGAUUAUUCCUCCAACUACCAUGUAAGAUCACACUGUCAUAGGGAACAAUUUCUGGUUAGUUGUUUAGUUGGGCUUGGUUUGAGGUGCCUUUUUUUCCCCUCUCCUCUAAAGAAACUAGACACUUGACUCUGAGUGUCCUCUACUGAAACAACUAGUUAGAUGCUUAGUGUCACCAGUGCCAAAGGAAAACUACUGAUCUGGAAACCCUAGCCCUGAUGUUGAUCUAUAAAUUUGAUGCAUAUUCCAGGUCUGGGUGAAGGGGCAAAAAGGGUAUUUUUAUGGACUAAGCUUUAGCCUCUAAACAUGGAGGCUGAUAUUUCUGCAGUCAGUAGUCUCUAGGUUAUUGAAGAGGUCACCUUGGAACCCCUGGAAAGUGUCCCUCUCUGCCAACUGAUCUCCACAAAUACCUCACUGUGUAGUCCUAAAGCCUGGUAGUGUGAGUGCCCUUUUCGUCACUUUUUUUCUGCAUAGGAAGCUUUGGACAAUUCUCAGAAGAAUCUGGACAAUGAUGUAAAAUUUUUCAAGUGUCAUAUGCUUUUGUGUAUUCUGCUUUCAUGAUGCUUUCUUCCAAAGAUAACUUCUCAUGGGCAGGGAGCCAUCCUUGUUGCUGUAUGAAAAGCCCCCCCAAAAAACUGGGAACAAAGUAGAUAUAGUGCUGCAAGAACACAAAUUGGGCCAGAGAGAACUUAAUUUUGAGCCAGUUUCAGUGGUUUUAAAUGCUUGUAGCGAUAUAGCCUUAUAGAUGUUAAGUUUCAGAAUAUUUUGUGGUUGGUCAUAUGUCACUUUUGGUCCAGUCAAGGUUAGAAAAAGAGGCAGAGAAAGGUGAUGAUAUGCCAACUGUCCAAAUAUAAGUCAUAGGAGAAAUGGGAUAAAAAGACAGGUUUUCUUACUUGAAUUGAUUUUAUUGCCCUACUGGUUUAGAAAUCAGUUGAAAUCCGGGAUCAUGGUGAGAGAAGCAGUGAUUUUCCAUUGAAGUGCAGGAAUGACUGUACAGCAGGGUCUCUCUCAUCUCUUCAUGGAGGCAAGUUGAGUGUACCCCAGUGUUCAAAUAUCAGAUAUACCCCUGAUACAUGAAAUUCAGUCUGGUGACUGAGUUGUGCUCACUGUAGCUCACUGUGCUCUGCUGAGACCCAGUGACAUUUGCAUUUUCAGGCUGGCUUUUCAAAUGUUUCAUAACAAGUUCCCUCCCUUGCUCUUUCCUGCCCAUCUCAAUGGUCUGUUUGGGGUUGCCUCCUCCACCCUGUAAUAAAUAUGGUAUAUUAAUUCGUGUUUUGGUGCAUGUGAAUAUGUUCUGUAAAAUGAAACACUGGUUGAGGUCGGGAACGAAACUGACUAAUUUCAAGACAGGCAACACCCAGGAACCGCCAUUCAGAGGAGGACAAUGCAAUGCCGGGAAUUGGGGACUUUGCCAUUGGCAUCAGAAUAGAAGACGCAUCAAGAUAGAAAUCAGUCGUCCUCCCAAAACAGCCUAGCUGUGAAAGCCCUGCAAUCAGAGGAGGAAGCCCGUUCAUUCAGAAUUUUGUUUUCAAUUCACUCACAGGACGAAAGAAAUUAACACUCCUCCCUCCAAGAGGUGCAUUCGAAUAACCACCCCAAGAAAACAAAGAACUGUGGGGAAAUCCUCUGCCACCGGCUAAAUAAACUGUAUAAAACCCGAACCCCAGAAGGGGCCAAUUCAUGAACUCUGGUGGAUUGCAGUGCUAUAGAGGCUGCUUUCCGUUCACCCUUUGACGAUCCCGGGCAUCAUCACCGUAUCUCUGCUUACUGGUUUUACCGAAAUUCUGUAAUUUUAUUUUAAUAAACAAAAUUAUAUUUUAAUUGGCAAAGUGGAUUGGCAUUUAUAACAACCCCAAAUUCUCUGUUUUUUACUGUAGCAAUAUUGUACUUGGAGAGGUGACCUCUGUUAAGCAGAAAUGGGUUUGCUGGCAUUUUGUCAAGCCAUGCUUGAGACCUUUAAUUUGCCUUUUUUUUAACUGGGUAGACCUUUGAGGCUGGCUCAGACCGGAGAACUGGGUAGUUGCCUGUAAUAAAUGGCAUGAGAUAAUUUGUGUUAUAAAGUUAUAAAACGGGAUUGUUUGUGUUAUAAGGUUACAUGUAUAUAAAAAUAAAUGUAACAAAACAAGCCCGGGCUUGUGGCAAUGAAACCAGUAAGCCUGGGCUUGUAGCAAUUACAUUUCAGGGUGAACAAAAGCUGCUGCCAGGAAAUUCAAGGUGGAGCUGGAGGAGCGAGAAGCACCACCAUUAACCACAAGAAAGGAGGGUGGACUGAUUCUUUCUAGGCGAGGGAACUGUACAAUGCCUAACAAUCAAGAAAGAUACCAAUCUCAGCAGCAAUCUCGGCAACAAUAUCAGAAGAGGACCCACCUCUAUUCACCCUUUCGAUUCUCUUAUUCAGACACACUGAAUAACCAAAAUUAUUAUUCAUCUCUCCGUGGAAAGUCUAUUCUGCAGAGGGGAUGGCCAAACGAAAACCCAAAGUUAUUAUUCAUCUUUCCCCAGAAAGCCUAUUCAGGAGACUGGGCGGAAGAAUAGAACAAAGAACUUUGGGGGCCGGCUGGCAAAAUAAAGUGUAUUUAAGGGGACUCCGGAACGGGCUGAAUUUGUGAACAGGGGAGGGACUCAGUGUGCUAGAGGCUGUGUCCAAGGUUCACCCAGUGCCGAUCCCGGGUCAUCGGCACUGCACUUUCGAUUACUGGUUUGCCUAAAUUUUGUUCUGUAAUUUCUUUAAUUAAUAAAAUUUUAUUAAUUAAAAUUGGCUUAAUAUUGUUAGAAAUGAGACGCUUGACACGGCCAAUACAUCAAGCAGCAAUUUAACAAUUAAUUAAUGUGGUAAAGUGUGAGCAAAGGCAGCGCUGGGUACAGUGGUAGGGGUUUUCCCUUCCGACUGCACACCGAUUGCUGGACUUGCUGGGAUUUUAUUUGCUAUAUUCAUACAUAUUCAUAGGCUUUCUCAGCAGUUUCCAUUUCUAGUUUUAACGUCACAAUUCAAUACCUAACAGCCAUAAAUCUAUAGAUUGUCCUGUAUAAUUCUAUAGACCAUUGUGAUCUAUUUCAAUAUUUCAAUACUCCAGGAUGUACAUCCAGGAUAUGUUUUCCCAGAUGGUGGGAUCUGUCUUCCAGAUGUGGGGGUCCCAUCUCUAUUCCCACGGCCAUCAAUCUCGGGUAGUGAUGUCCAGUUUCCUUCUCCAGGAGCCAUAAAUCAGUGAGCUGUAGUCUUGUCUUUGUGUCCAGGAUGUUUUUCCACCUUCUGUGAAGGCCUGAGCCCCCUCCUCACUUCCUUCUUUUGUCUAAAAAAACCUUUUUACAUUCUAAAACUACAGUUUAAAAUUCUUUAAUACAAAGCAAGCUUCUAAAGUUAUAAUUAAAAGACACUUAUUACAGAAUAGCUUGAGACUUAUAAUAGGUAAUUGCAAGCAAAAGAUUUAUUCAAAAACUUCUUUCCAUGCUUUCCUCAGUUGUUUAUUAGAACUCAUCUUUAUAACUGUCCCAUGGCCGUGUUCCACAACUACAAUUACACAGAUUUUCUUCAUUUCCCUGACACGAAACAUAACUUUGUAUUUCACAAUAUUUAUAACAUUGCCCUAGUACAUGUUUCACGAAUGGGAGGAUUACACAGUAACAGUCUAUUUCUUGGGGGGGGGAAACAGACUGGUUUCUCACAUUAGGCACUUGAAGCAGAGAAAAGAUCUUUAAUUAUGACAGACCUUUGGACUCUUCUUCCUGCUGUUAAUUUUUCAGUCAUGUGGGAUCUCCUGUGCUGCCAGUGAGUGUAGGAACUAGUUAAUUUUAUCACUCAGCUCUUUUUAGUAUACUACCGUGUUAAUUUGGGUCUUUGGGUAUUGCAUUUUCAGUAUUCAUAAUCACAGGUAAUCAAACCCAGUUACUUAACUAUGGGUUCAGUAAUACAAUUCUCCCUGGAUGACUUGACUAUACAAGGGAGAAAGCUUGAGGAAUUUUGGGGGUUAGAUUUGUUUCUUUUUUACUUAUAGAAUUUUCCCCACAAGUUGCUAGGAGACUAAUUACUGGAUACUUGUGAGUACUUAACCAAAACAAAGAAGUGGCCAAAGGAGAUGGCAGCACCAGGCUACGCCCGGUUUUUUGGGGUCGCUGGGAGUUGUCUCUCAGAAGGGGGAGAUAAAUUGAGGUUUGGGACAGUUUCACUCUCUUGCUCUUGGCAUCAGAGAGGACAGUCAAGCUGCUGCUUGCUGCAGGAAGAGUUCACUGUCAUCACUCUGUCCUGUCCUGGGAAAUCUACCAUCAUCUGCUUCUGUGCCCAGGAAUUCUGAGCUUGCCUCCUCCUGCCCUGCUGGAGCUGGGCCGGCCCUGCCCCACCACCACCGCUCCUUCGGCACUGCUUUGAGGCUUUCUACUACUCUGUAGCCCCGCACUGCCCCUGCUCUGCCAGGACAUCCCUGCCGUUCCAGCUACCAGUGUGGACCUUCUGAUCUCAUCCACCAGCCCGGGAUUUUCCACCGCUCCAGCUUGGUUUCUUGGAGUCCCACAGGGGCACCAAGAUCAAACUGCCCUGGGCUUUGUGAAAGAAAGCCCUUGAAGUUCCUGGUUCUGUUUAUUAUUAAUGCUGUAGUUGUGGUUUGUUUGUUUUGUCGUACAUACCAGUGAAGAACUGUUAUUUGUAUCCCCAUACCUCUGUCUGAAAGCCCCUUUAAUUUUCUAAAUUAUAAUAAUUUGGAGGGAGGGGAUUUGAAUUCUCCAUCUCUAGGGAGGUCCUGCCUCUCCCUAGCAGAUACCUGUCUUUAAACCAAGACAGAUUUUGUGGCCCAAGUGUGGGGCUCAAGCACAUUGAGAGAAAAAGGAAUAGCAGUUCCUAAGUGACCUAACUUCUUGUGUACUGGAUAUGAAAACCUGUUUAAGUACCUGUAAGAGUCGGUCCGAAAAUCCCUCAUCUGCCUCACGACUGUCAGAGGCUGAGACCCCCAUGGACCCUGGGCCACAGCACAGGAGAGAUCCAAGUUUUUCCCUGCAGCUGCUGCCACUGGACCAAGACGCCCUCCUCAGGGACCCAUGCAGGAACAAUGGACACUGUCACGGUUCCUGGCCGUGUUUGCAGAGGCCGUGUUUGCUUUGACUGACUGUGCUGUACCUGCUGCAGAGCCCAGACCUGCUUGCCCCAAACCUGCCUGAUCUGAAUGGUUGCACCUGAUUCCCAGAGCAACGGGCCUCCUCACAGUGACUCUUGGGUGUUCCCCCCACGCUGGCCAGGUGCCCCCCACUUCUGCCUGCAUUGGCCGGGUGCCCCCUGCUUCUGAAAUGACUAUAAAAGCUUCCCCCUGCGACUCACACUUUGAGGCCCUCCCCGGCAGAUGACGGAUCUAUUGAUGCGUGCCACAAGGACUGCAAAGGUGGUCUAUUGGUACCAGCAUCACGAGGACUCACGUCUGUUCAGCCGGUAGCUAUACCCUUUCUUUCCUCUUCUCUCUCUCUCUCUUUCUUUCUCUUCUUUUCCAUCGCAUAAUUGUGUGUAUCAAUAAAGAUACAAUUGAUUUUACUUGAACUAAGUUAUCAAUGCCUCUUUUUGCACUCUGAAAUCAAAACGAACCAUCACGACCAUCCUUUGGCUUGUGACAUUAAAUUGGUGUCACCGUGACAGGGUCCUGAUUGACAGAGGGGUUGCAGGUUGUCUAUAGUCUGUACUAGUGUCCUGGGGUGACAGGACAUUUUCAUGCUUUGUAUCCCAAAUCGUGGUUGGUUUUUUUUUCCCUGUUCCCGUGUUCUCAGUUUGUUUUGUCAGUGGCUCAGCCCCCCCCCCCGGCUGCUUGCUUCUGGCUUGCUGCUAGCUUUAGGCUGCUUCGCUGGCUUUGCUCUCUUGCUUUCUGCUUUUUGCUUGCUUUUUUGCCAUUUUUUUCUGCUUUUGUGUUUCCUCUUCUUUCCUUCCUCCCUUCCCUGAAGACAUCGGACCUGCUUCGGGCCCUGAUUCGGGAACAUCAAGGGAACACCCCCCGGAGUCUGCACCUAAAAGAAGCUUUGGCACCCUCCCCAGCAGAGACUGCUCACCCUCUCUUGGACUGGUGAAAACAUUUCUUGUCAUCUCGGACUGUUUUCCUUGUGUUGGGGAGUGGGUUUUUUUCGUUGUUUCUCAAUAAACAAGUUUUUUCCACUUUCUCCU
Messenger RNA from Prinia subflava (tawny-flanked prinia), 8951 nucleotides. Its product is annotated as DDB1- and CUL4-associated factor 12-like. Gene Ontology annotation, cellular component: Cul4-RING E3 ubiquitin ligase complex. The record is from RefSeq and is a predicted model, not a curated record. Bases 217 to 1536 code for a protein of 439 amino acids. Lineage: Eukaryota; Metazoa; Chordata; Aves; Passeriformes; Cisticolidae. The transcript is spliced from 9 exons. Gene Ontology annotation, molecular function: protein binding.